GCAGUAUAUAAAAUGAUUUUUGAUUGGGCCACCUCAUCAGUGAAACAAUGAUGGAGACGAAAAGCAUGUUUCUUACCGGUCUAGCGGUUGUAUUUAUGCUUUUUCAAAUAAUUCACGCUGAUGGCGUUAAAGGAUCAAUUCAACUAAAUUCAGGCGUUUUCGAGAAAAUCCUUAGGAAACACAAAGCAGUGUUGGUCAAGUUUGAUGAGACGUACCCAUAUGGUGAGAAGCAGGACGCAUUCAAGGAGGUCGCUGCCGCAACACUGUCGCAGGACGACAUUCUAGUAUCUGAAGUCCAGGUCCAAGAUUAUGGUGAAAAGGAGAAUGCAGAUUUGGCAAAAAGGUUCGGUGUGACAAAAGAGGACUUCCCUGUCUAUUUACUCUUCUUAUCUGGAGAUGCAGAAAAUCCAAAGAAAUUCUUAGGCAAUGCCAAAAGUGCUGAUGAUGUCAAGAAAUUCCUUAUGAAGGAAUCAGGUCUUUGGCUUGGACUUCCAUCUUGCUUAGAAGAUUAUGAUAAAAAAGUGAAGGACUUUUUACAAGCCAGUGCUGAUAAACGUCCAGGCAUUUUAGCCACAGCAGAAGGAGAUGCUUCUAAAGAAACAGACGAAUCAACAAAGAGAUCUGCUGAAAUUUAUGUGAAAACAAUGAAAAAGAUUUUAGAAAAAGGAGACACUUUUGUUAAUUCAGAAAUUACAAGAGUAGAAAAAUUGAAAGACGGGAAAGUGAGUGAUAAAAAGAAAGAACAAUUAAACGAAAGACUUAAUAUUUUAACUUCUUUCCAGUUAAGUCAGCGGGAGGAACUGUAAUUGUAUCAUCUGUCACACGUCUGGGGCUUCCAUGUCUUAUUUUUACACCUUUUUGCACACAAAAAGUAACAUUUUGAUUUUGAGUCUACUUGUACCUACAGGUAUGGCCGUUAUACAUAUCAGUUUUGUAAUAAGCAAUCAACAAAGCAAAUAUACUUGUUUGUCACGAACGUUUUCAAGCAUUACGGCCAUUUUCAGGCGAUUUAUGUCAAUGUCCUGGUUACAAUAUUAUGAUGUAUACAAUAUAUUACAUUGCCAUACAUUUCAUGAACUCUCUUGUUUUGUAGACAUGAUACUUUCUACACAAAACAUAGUAACUUCAGUAUAACAGUUCGGCCACCUGACGACCCGUUUUUUUUUAUCUUGAAUCUUGUCUACACAGCUAUUUAGUAGAAUUACAUAGGAGGGUGCAAGUGGCACUUGUUGUGCGAAAACAGUGUAAUCAAAUAAAGAUUCAGAAUUUGUGACACUUGAAAGGAUACAGAAAAAGGUUUUCUGGCUUCUUUUGCUGAAAAUUCUAUUGGUGAUCAGGCAAAACAUAAUUAACCGACCUAUAGGUGUCAUUGAUGUAGUGCCACCAUAUUGAAAAGUCUUCAAAUCAUUCAAGAUAAACAAGACCAUCUUACAUAUCUGUAUACACUCAAAUGUGCAGGUAAGACAGAAAAAUCUCAAACAAAGGGGUAAGAAUGUCCUGUAUUAUAACUGUAAAACAUUUAUCGUAUAGAGACCCCCGGCCAUCUUAGGUCUAAUAGUCUCUAGUCAAGGUGAGAAGGAAGAGGGGAGGCAUCUAGUGGAAGUUAAUAUAAAAGGAAGGUGCCGACUACAGGUAGGUGUGAGAUAUCUCCACGACAUACCCUCAAACCUACCUUAUGGUAUUAAUGGAUAUGUUUUGGAAUUAAAUCAAAGAGUGGUCAUUAUUUUACAAGUGUUUGAAUAUACUGAUAUGCAUUUUCAUUUUGGUGUUGAAAGCUUGAUGCAUUAGACAUUUAGAAAACAAUAAACUGUUUGUUGAUAUGAA
This is a messenger RNA of Mizuhopecten yessoensis (Yesso scallop), 1824 nucleotides long. RefSeq names its product endoplasmic reticulum resident protein 29-like. NCBI's taxonomy places the organism in Eukaryota, Metazoa, Mollusca, Bivalvia, Pectinida, Pectinidae. Gene Ontology annotation, biological process: protein secretion. The coding region runs from base 48 to 806 and encodes 252 amino acids. Gene Ontology annotation, cellular component: endoplasmic reticulum; endoplasmic reticulum lumen. The transcript is spliced from 4 exons. The record is from RefSeq and is a predicted model, not a curated record.